AUCUGCGCAACCACAUCUCCCUUCGCACCUGUCCCUACCCUGACAGCUAAACCGCGAGUACCACUACAAAGCUCGCCCGUCAUGUCCGGCGUUCACCCCUCCCGCAGAGCCUACGUCGAGGAGGAUGUAAGUGACCCCCUUUCUAGCAUCACUACUGAGAUCUGACGCCGACCCAAAACACUAGGACUCCGACAUGGUUGAUCUGGCAAACGUCCCAAUCGAUCGCGACUACAGCCUCCCACAGAACAUUAAAUCAGGGAUUGCGCCGGAAAAGGCAUCUGCUAUUCUCUCCCAGAUGGACAGGAAGAAGAAAGCCGCUGCUAUUGUGGUGCCUACGGAUGAUGGCCGGGUACGUGCUCGACUACGAGAACUCGGGGAGCCGAUGACGCUGUUUGGUGAGGGGCCGGGUGAUCGGAGGGAUCGACUGAGGGGGCUGCUAUACCAGCUGCAGGAAGGGAAUGCUGGGGAGGGUUCUCAGCCCGGUGACAUGGAUAUGCGGGAUAUGACGGACACCCCAGAACCGGACGAGGAUGAGGAGGAGGAGUUCUACACCCCCGGUGUACCUGGGUUGCUUGAAGCGAGACAAUGGAUGGCUAAUUAUUCAUUACCGAGGGCUCGCUCCCGCGUCGCGAAGCAAAAAGCGGAAGCGAGCAUUGCAUUGCAAAGACAUAUCAAACACCGCCGGGCUAUAAAAGAGAGGUUAUCGGGAUAUCAGGUCCUUGGGUCACAGAUUGCGGGAGAAAGAUCUGUCUCUAUUGCCAGGUUCUCACCUGAUAGUGAGAUCAUUGCAGCUGGAAGUUGGAGCGGAAGCAUUAGACUUCUCACCGUCCCGGACUUGGGGGAUAAAUCUCUCCUCCGCGGCCAUACCGAAAGGGUUGGUGGAAUCACAUGGCAUCCCCAAGCCACGGUAUCACUGUCCCCAGAUUCUGCAAAUCUCGCAUCUGGCGGCGGAGAAGGGACUGUCCACCUCUGGUCCCUGACCCAGGAUACACCGAUUGCGACGCUCACCGGCCAUUCGGCCCGAGUUGCACGAGUCGAACAUCACCCAAGUGGAAACUAUCUUGCGUCCGCAUCAUACGACACUACAUGGCGAUUAUGGGAUCUGCCCACACAAAAAGAAUUACUUCUUCAAGAAGGCCAUAGCAGAGAGGUGUACACAGUAGCCUUCCAAAUCGAUGGCGCAUUGAUUGCAAGUGGUGGAUUGGACUCAAUCGGCCGGGUCUGGGAUCUUCGAACCGGACGAACAAUUAUGGUUCUCGACGGGCACAUCCGAGAGUUAACAGGUCUAGCUUGGAGCCCAGACGGAUACAGGGUUGUAUCAUCCUCCGGGGACGCCACCGUCAAAGUCUGGGACGUAAGGAUGGUACGCUGCACCGCUACCAUCGGCGCCCAUAAGGGCCUCGUCAGCGACGUACGCUUCUUCAGUGGGAAGCAAGACCCCUUAGUAGCAAUGGACGGGACAGAUGAAGGGCAAGCCGUAGCAGAGGCCAUGCGGACCGAAGGCACGUACCUAGCCACGAGCGGCUUCGAUGGGAAUGUCAAUACCUUUUCCAGCGACGAUUGGGCCCUCGUCAAGAAUCUCAGUGCCCACUCGGGGAACGUCACUAGUGUGGACAUCAGUCGGGACGAUAGGUUCAUCGUUAGCAGCGGGCAGGAUCGGACUGUUAAAUUGUGGGCUAGGGAGGAUAUUGAGCUGUGAUGAGCGGGGGUGGAGCCUGAAUGUUGUGUUGUCCCCGGGGCCCCCCAAGAGCUGACCGAUUCCUUCCCCCGCCAUCCCUUGCUUGUCUCCGGGAAAAUAUAAGUGUGUCAGCAGGACAUUACUGAACCUUCUGUUCUCCCUGCACGGUGUUUUUGAAUUUCAUCAUGCAGAUGACACAAACGACUGCUUGACCCGAGGUUAUGGUAUGUAUCGAUGUAUCGUGGUCUAUAAAAGCAUGUACCAUAGCCCUACUGUACUUGUAUAUAAUAUAAAGGAACCA
This is a messenger RNA of Tuber aestivum (summer truffle), 1979 nucleotides long. The record is from the annotation of a GenBank genome assembly. NCBI's taxonomy places the organism in Eukaryota, Fungi, Ascomycota, Pezizomycetes, Pezizales, Tuberaceae.